Molecule: messenger RNA, 1953 nt
Organism: Dendroctonus ponderosae (mountain pine beetle)
Lineage: Eukaryota; Metazoa; Arthropoda; Insecta; Coleoptera; Curculionidae
Product: CKLF-like MARVEL transmembrane domain-containing protein 4
Cellular component (GO): membrane
Source: RefSeq, a predicted model, not a curated record
UGAGCGUUUAAAAAAUGCGCGCAUCGUUUGUUGCUCAGUGUAAGAUUAUUCACAUGUCAUAAGCUACAUUAGCGAACGUUUGAUCGAAAGAAGACGAAGAUUUUGUUUGGUGUACGCCUCUAAUAAGGAUAAUAGCACAGUGAUAUGUGUUCUAUUUUUUAAUAAAUCGCUAAAAAUAGUGUGUCGGAUCCUUUACGGUUUGAAUUAGGAUAUUGUGCAUUGUGGGCUGGCUUAUACUUAAUUGCAGCUAGCUUGGCAGUGUCUUACGCUAUUGAGGCCUAUAUAGCAGCAGGGUUCUUUGGAUUCUGUGCUAUGAUAGUUUACGGUAUAGAUGCGUUUUAUAAAUAUCAAGCGCUUAAAACAGGGCAAUUGGCUCAAGGAGAUAGGAUGAUUAGUAGACAGUCUACCACCACCGUUACUACACCAUCAGCCUACCCAUAAGAUACUUAAAAAAAUAUUUAUUCCCAGCUUUCAUACUUUUUACAUACAAAAAAGUUUGUAACUAUAGAAUUAUAUUAUUUAAAAAGCAACAUUUUAUGGUUAAAACAAAACAUACGAAGUUUUAUGGCUCAGAAAAUUUUUUCAUUGUUGUUUUUAAUGUUAUUAUCGUAAUCACCUAGAACAAGUAAUUAUAUUAUUAAGAAAUGUGUUCACUUAUUUAAUCAUUGUUACCACCAUGUAUAUUGUAAGUUGUUAAUACUUUUAUGUUUUUACAAUAGUGGCGUUAUGUAAAAUUGGAGGAGGUUUACUUAAUGUACCUAUAAUCUCGUUUCUAUGGCAAGUUAUACAUCGAAUAUUUUAUGUAUCUAUUUUUUUAUCUAAUUUGUUGUAAUAUUGACAAAGAAUCUACUUGAUGAAUUUACAGUUUCUCUUUAUAAAAUUUACUUUCUCUAUUCCUGUCGAUCAUACAGAAAACGAACCAUCAACGUAGUUCAAAUAGUUAAUGAGCAUAUCGUAUCAGGGAUCAGCAUUUGAUAGUUAUACAGGGUGAGUAAUUUUUUCGGCCAAUCGGAGAGUGUUUUAGUUUGUUGAAAAUAGCGAUAUUUCCAUAUGAUGUUUUGCAUGAAAAAAUGUCGUUUUAUGUUACGUAAUUACUACUGAAAAAUGUUCUCUAUCAAUUUUUACAACCAGUUAAAAUGCCGUUUUUACAACCGGUUAGAAAACAAUUUUCACAUACGUUACGUCAGAAUACAUAACAAUCUUAUGGUGUAAGAACAGUUCACUAAAUUAAAAAACUAUAAUAAUUCGCUCUGUGUACUUAAUACUAUAUCUUGUUUCCUGCCAAGGCGUGCAAUUCACAAUAAAAAUGUAGGUAUUCACGAAAACUAUUAAUAUAUUACUAUUUUGAGACAAAUAGUAACAUAAUGUAGUAAACUUGCGCAGGAAAAUUGUUGGAUAAUUACAUUUAUUUACAUAACAGGGUGCUUUCAAAUAGCACCAGAGUCAAAUUGAAACUUUUAAAAUUAUUAGACUGUAAUUAUUAACUUUUACUGGCUUUACUGGAAAUUAUUAAAUAACAUUUUUCUUAACACUCUAAGAUCUGCAACACGACAAUGCUCUUUGGAAAAAAGUAUUUUCAACGUUAUAUAAAAAACUAAAAAAAAUAUAAUGUCAGGAUGCAAAAUGGCUAGAUAAAAAUACCUCGUCUUGAAUAUGGUAUUUUGUUCAACUAUAUUUUAUACGUAUGUAAUUUGAAGCAAUAUACUUUUAUAUUAAACUUACCUCACUAAACACUAUUGUGGCAGGCUUUAUACGAAGGUUUCACGCAUAUGUAAAUGCACUGUAGGUAUUAAAUGUAUUAAUUAGAAUAGAAAGAUUGAAAUACGCAAUAAUCUAUCCGCCUUAUAACUGUUUUAUAUGUUAUACACAUUUUGUAUUACAAUUUUGAAGUAUGCUAAUGUGUAUAUAAUAUUACAUGAUCUGAAUGUCAAUAAAAUUGAUUUUUGGUCCGUA